CGCAACUGUACCAGAUUGGAUGUAUCAGAUGGACGCGUACCUCUUGCAGCGAUACCCUUCACUACCUGACGACAGUGGCUGGUUCUGUUGAUGCUGUCUGGUGCUCGAUAGCCCUCAAACUGCGGCAGGAAAGGCUUGGUGUGGAGCCCAGUGAAAGAUCGCUGCUCUAGCGGGUUAUAGUGUGUGACAGGCCGGAAAUCUUGCAUUCCUUUGGCGCUAGCCUCGAGGGCUGCGGUUGCGUAAGCUCUGGGAGCAGUGGGGCUGAAGAGAAACGAGGGCUGGAGAGGACCAGGCUUCAUAGAUGCAACAGACGGGCUUGUGAGAAGGUGGUUACGGAAAUACAACACAGUAAACAAAGGCGAGUGCGAGAAUCAUCAGGGAAAACAGAAAAUUACAACAUGACUUCAAUUGAAGAACGGGAUGAGAAAAAAAAGAGGCUAAGGUCCUGAGGAACAAGAGUCAGAACUGUCCGCCAGUAAAAACGAUGCAAGGAUACACAGAUUCUCACACAGUAUCUGACUAAUCUGCUGUGGGCAGCUGGCUUCAUAUAAUUCCAAGCAGGUGGCAGGGCUGCAGAAGGCAAGGGAUUUUUUUCUGUCAGUCUCGCUCUUGUAGUGGAGCUGGUGGAGAAGGUAGGGCUGGCUUUGCCUGUGGCGUACAGCUUGCUGGCCAAGUUCCCCAACCAGUUCUCUGCACUGAGUGGACAUGUCUGUCAGUGAGGCAGGAGGAGACACCCCUAGGUUCUUUUUUGGUUGCGAAGAUGGAGAAGGAGAUGAGCUACUGGAUCCAGGGAAAGUCUAUGACUGUCUUUACGAACACGUGGAGGAGGACGAUGAUGACGAUGAUGAAGAAUAUGAAUCUCCACCAGAAAGGCAGAUUGUGAUUGGAAUCUGUGCCAUGGCAAAAAAAUCAAAAUCCAAACCCAUGAAGGAAAUCCUGGAACGCCUUUGCUUAUUCAAGUACAUCACUGUUGUGAUAUUUGAAGAAGAUGUCAUACUGAAUGAACCUGUAGAAAACUGGCCGCACUGUGACUGUCUUACUUCCUUUCACUCUAAAGGCUUUCCUUUGGACAAAGCAGUGGCGUAUUCAAAACUAAGGAACCCAUUUGUUAUCAAUGAUCUGGACUUGCAGUAUCACAUUCAGGACCGGAGAGAAGUAUACCGUAUUUUAAAGGAGGAGGGAAUCUUGCUUCCACGUUAUGCUGUUCUAAAUCGUGAUCCUGACAAACCUGAAGAGUGCAACUUGGUGGAAGGAGAGGACCAUGUGGAGGUGAAUGGAGAGGUUUUCCAGAAACCAUUUGUGGAGAAGCCAGUGAGUGCCGAAGACCACAACGUAUACAUUUACUACCCAACAUCAGCUGGAGGGGGGAGCCAGAGGCUUUUUCGCAAGAUUGGUAGCAGAAGUAGUGUGUAUUCUCCAGAGAGUAAUGUCAGAAAAACUGGAUCCUACAUAUAUGAAGAGUUCAUGCCCACCGAUGGCACUGACGUAAAGGUUUACACUGUGGGCCCCGACUACGCUCAUGCUGAGGCUCGCAAGUCACCUGCGCUUGAUGGCAAGGUGGAACGAGACAGUGAAGGGAAAGAGGUUAGAUACCCAGUCAUCUUGAAUGCCAGGGAGAAGCUGAUUGCUUGGAAAGUCUGCCUUGCUUUUAAGCAAACUGUUUGUGGCUUUGACUUAUUGCGUGCUAAUGGGCAGUCGUAUGUCUGUGACGUCAAUGGCUUCAGCUUUGUGAAAAACUCCAUGAAGUACUAUGAUGACUGCGCAAAAAUUUUAGGAAAUCUCAUAAUGAGAGAGCUGGCUCCACUUUUUCAAAUCCCUUGGUCAAUCCCACUGGAGGCUGAAGAUAUUCCUAUUGUACCAACGACCUCUGGCACCAUGAUGGAGCUGAGAUGUGUGAUAGCUGUUAUUCGACAUGGAGAUCGGACACCAAAACAGAAGAUGAAAAUGGAAGUCAGACAUCAAAGGUUUUUUGAUCUGUUUGAGAAAUGUGAAGGAUAUAAGACUGGGAAACUAAAACUGAAGAAACCAAAGCAAUUACAGGAAGUUUUGGAUAUUGCAAGGCUGCUUCUUGCAGAACUGGGACAAAACAAUGAUUCAGAAAUUGAAGAAAGCAAAGCCAAACUUGAACAACUGAAAACAGUACUGGAAAUGUAUGGCCAUUUUUCCGGGAUAAAUCGUAAAGUCCAGUUAACUUACCUUCCUCAUGGAUGCCCAAAAACCUCCAGUGAAGAAGAGGAUAACAGACGAGAGGAACCAUCCCUUUUGUUAGUCCUCAAGUGGGGAGGAGAGCUGACCCCUGCUGGCCGAGUCCAGGCUGAGGAGUUGGGGAGAGCUUUUAGGUGCAUGUACCCAGGAGGACAAGGGGAUUAUGCUGGAUUCCCUGGGUGUGGUUUAUUGCGUUUGCACAGUACCUAUCGCCAUGACCUGAAGAUCUAUGCCUCUGAUGAGGGCAGAGUUCAGAUGACUGCUGCUGCCUUUGCCAAGGGUCUGCUAGCCCUUGAGGGGGAGUUGACCCCCAUCUUGGUCCAGAUGGUAAAAAGCGCCAACAUGAACGGAUUGUUGGACAGUGACAGCGACUCUCUGAGCAGCUGCCAGCAGCGUGUUAAAACCCGGCUCCAUGAAUUCUUCCAGAGAGACCGAGACUUCACCACCGAAGAUUAUGAAAAGCUAUCUCCAACUGCAAGCAUUUCUCUUAUCAAGUCAAUGCAGAUGAUUAAAAAUCCUGUAAAGACAUGUGAUAAGGUCUACUCUCAGAUCCAGAGCUUGACAUCGCAGAUAAGGCAGAGGAUGGAGGAUCCAAAAUCAGCAGGUAAAAAUGAAUAUGGUAUAGCGAAUGUGGAGAAGCUGGACAUUGCUAAAGGUUACUGCACUCCUCUGAUCAGGAAGAUCCGCUCAGACCUGCAGAGAACACAGGACGAUGACACUGUAAAUAAACUUCACCCUGUGUAUUCCCGAGGAGUUAUGUCACCAGAGCGGCAUGUUCGGACUAGGUUAUAUUUUACCAGUGAGAGUCACGUUCACUCACUUCUUUCCAUUUUACGUUAUGGGGCCUUAUGUGAUGAGACCAAAGACGAUCAGUGGAAGAGGGCCAUGGAUUAUCUAAAUGUUGUCAGUGAGCUUAAUUACAUGACUCAGAUUGUGAUAAUGCUUUAUGAGGACCCAAACAAGGACCCUUCAUCAGAGGAACGUUUUCAUGUUGAGUUGCACUUCAGUCCUGGAGCAAAGGGUUGUGAAGAAGACAAAAAUCUACCAUCAGGUUUUGGAUACAGACCCGCCUCUCGUGAGAAUGAAGGUUCAAAGAAAAAAUCCCAGACUAAUGACAGUGAUGAGGAGCCCAAUGCAGCUAAAAGGGAUGAACCGGACAGGGCCCCAAUGAUGUUCCGACCAAUGGUCUCAGAUCCCAUCUACAUUCACAGAAAGUCACCCCUACCACGGUCCAAAAAAAUUGGCUCAGUAGAAUUCCAGGAAGAGAGCCCUCUGAGUGUGUCUAGCCCUGAGUGUAUUGGUACCUGGAUGCAUUACACCUGUGGUGUGGGUACUGGGCGUCGAAGACGCAGAUCAGGGGAACAAAUAACUUCUUCCCCUGUCUCCCCCAAAUCACUGGCUUUCACAUCCAGUAUUUUUGGCUCAUGGCAACAGGUCCUGUCUGAGAGCAGUACCCAUGCACGUGUUACCAGACUGCAUGCAGAGCAGAAGCACACUGGAAUGGGCCUGUUUAGCACUAUGGUGCUCGGGGGUUCUUCAAGUGCACCUAAUCUACAGGACUAUGCUCGUACGCACCGUAAAAAGCUGACUUCAUCUGGCUUCUUAGAUGACGCCACACGUGGUUCUGCUGUAAAAAGAUUUUCUAUCUCAUUUGCUCGACACCCAACCAAUGGUUUUGAGUUGUAUUCCAUGGUGCCUUCAAUUUGCCCGCUUGAGACCCUGCACAAUUCCUUAUCACUUAAGCAAGUGGAUGAGUUUUUGUCUUCUGUUGCUGUAUCAUCCAGCGAAACUUUCUUGGAAACACCAACUCCUUCCCCAGCUUCAGCUGUAAGUUACAGUGGAACAACAAACCGUAAAACAUCUCUGAAUACAUUCAGUCCUGCAAAGAUUCUGCCUUCUCCAUUUUCACACUCUGCAAGUAAGAAGGCUGCAGAUAGGACAUCUGUCAUGAGUACUGGGCUCUCCAGCACCGAGCCGAGUGCUGGUCCCUCCUCUCUGACACAGCUUUCAUCUCAUGGAACCCCUGGUAACAAAUUCCUGUUGCAAAAGAAAAGUGGAGAAAAUGAAAUGCCACCUGGACCCUGACCUAUUGAAAAUAAAUAAAUAUCGAAAGCCUUAAUACUUUUACUAUCAUUAAACUAGGCUUGUACACAAGACAUUAAUUUUGCUUUGCAUACGCUUUGAUAAAAAAAAGCAUUUUAUCUGUUUCGGGGGAUUUUGUUUUCCCUGUGUUUUAUGUAUGGUGUAUAUAUUGAUCCUGAAAAUAUAUAGUGCUCACAUUAUGUAUAUUUUUAUUUCUGUUGUCCUGAUAUAAUCACCAAAUUAUUUGAUUUGGUUGUGUGGGCCAACUGGAUAAAGUUAACCUUGAAAAGUUGUGCCACUGUAAGGCAAAUAGUUUUAUUAAAGGGUGAAAAGGUAUGGAGAGGUUUACAAAUUGAUUUCUGUGUACAGUAUAUGUGGCUUAUUAUUUUUUCUUUUGUUUGUAGUCACCAAAAAGUAUUUGUGUUGUAUCUUACAUUUUUAUGUAUUUACAUUUUAUUGUCAGCAUUGUUUAACAUGUUUCUUUAAAUAGACCACAAUGUGUAUUCAUUAUUAAAUCUGGGCAAAUUUGCUCUUUUUAAGUAGUACAAUUACCAAAGAAAACUUGACUAGCCCAGAUAUGUAUAUGUUCGGAAAAAGAGUCUGUUUAUAAAAAUGCCCUUCAGUCCAAAUAGUUUUCAGUUGCGGGUGCUACAAAAAAAGAAAUGGUAUGUUGGUAGUUUAUUAUUCUCUUCAUUUUACAGGAACAUUUAGGUUGUUUUAACUCCCUUCACAAAAAUAAUUUGAAGUAUUCAUGGUUGCUAGUAAUUAACUUAAAGUACUUCACUUGCUGUAAAAGACAAUCUCAGUAGAAAUAUAAUGUAUAUUAGGUGUUAAUGAAUGUAUUAUAAUGUUGCCUGUAUUCAUGUACAUACUAAUUAAGCAAUAAAACUACAGUAUUGUUGGAUCAGAAUGAAACCUGGCUUUUACUGUUUGCACUAAAGUU
Molecule: messenger RNA, 5230 nt
Organism: Polyodon spathula (Mississippi paddlefish)
Lineage: Eukaryota; Metazoa; Chordata; Actinopteri; Acipenseriformes; Polyodontidae
Product: inositol hexakisphosphate and diphosphoinositol-pentakisphosphate kinase 2-like
Exons: 30
Coding region: 706-4290 (1194 amino acids)
Biological process (GO): inositol metabolic process; inositol phosphate biosynthetic process
Cellular component (GO): cytosol
Molecular function (GO): diphosphoinositol pentakisphosphate kinase activity; 5-diphosphoinositol pentakisphosphate 1-kinase activity; inositol hexakisphosphate kinase activity
Source: RefSeq, a predicted model, not a curated record